GGAGCACUUGCAGUCGAAUGCAUGAAGGCACCGAAGUGAUCAGACAGUCACUGAGUGAAGUCUAACUGUGUGUGUGGUUGAUAGAGAGGAAUAAUCAUUAGCCUAUCGAUUAAGGAUAUACUCUUCAUUUUCAUCAUUAAUCUGCAAGGACGGUCGUCUCUUCAGUUUCACAGAAGUAUUUCUUUGAAAGGAGUCCUAGCAGAGAGGGUGCAGCGCUUCUGCGGUCCCCGGGUGCACAGCCCACGACCAGUUGCUUGUUAUGUCCUUUAAGCAAUAAGGGUUGUGCCCAGCAUAUAGGACUGAAUCUAUGAGAUGUUGGUGUUUUGAUAACCCAAACACUCAAGAAACCUGGAUGAGCUCAAAGCUGUUCUGAUAUCUGUUCACUCAACUACAUUUUCUUGGAGGAAUCUUAUAUAUUUAUCCACAUAUAUCUAGCCUACUAAAUGGAUAUACAACAAUUUGCACACGCGUUUUUUUUCCCAUUUCACAUGAUAUUCUGCAUAUUAAAAGCCACUUUUGGAUUGUUGCUACCAACCAGACGGAAAGACCUUCAGGGCGAGGUGGUGCUGAUAACCGGCGGUGGAAGGGGCAUAGGACGGCAUCUGGCUAAGGAGUUUGCUGGACAGGGUUGUAAAAAGGUGAUCCUCUGGGGCCGCACUGAAAAAUGUCUGAAAGACACCUGCCAGGAGAUCACACUUACAGGAACUGAAUGCCAUUACUUCCUGUGUGAUGUAGCCAAUCGCGAGGAGGUGUAUAAACAGGCCAAGGUGGUCCGAGAGAAGGUGGGUGAUGUCACUAUUCUGGUAAACAAUGCAGCAGUGGUUCAUGGGAAGAGUCUAAUGGACAGUGACGACAAUGCUCUGAUGAAAAGCCAGCACAUCAACACACUGGGCCAGUUCUGGACUACCAAGGCCUUCUUGCCCCGUAUGCUGGAACUAUGCCAUGGCCACGUGGUCUGUAUCAACUCCAUCCUGUCCCUGGCCUCUAUCCCAGGAGCCAUAGACUACUGCACAUCUAAGGCCUCUUCCCUGGCCUACAUGGAGAGCCUGACCCUGGGCCUGCUAGACUGUCCUGGGGUGGCCUCCACCACCAUACUCCCUUUCCACACCAACACAGAUAUGUUCCAGGGCAUGAAAGUACGGUUUCCUCAUCUCUUCCCCCCUCUGAAUCCUGAACUGGUGGCUCAGAGGACUGUGGAGGCAGUCAGGACCAACACAGCAUUCGUCUACCUUCCUUGGACAAUGAGGGCGCUAGUCAUUCUCAAGAGCUUCCUGCCUGAGGUAGCUCUGGAGGAGAUUCAGCGCUUCUCAGGAUGCUACACCUGUAUGGACACCUUCAAAGGACGGACAUAAGAAUCACUGCACUCAUGUCAUAUUGAAUUAAAUGCAAUCUAAUUUAAUAUGCAAAGGUGCCAAGGCAAAAGCGGUUCAAGUAAGCACACCAACAUGUGCAGCUCAGAAACUAGUAGCAACAAUCCUGCAGCCCACCAUUGGAGUUGGAGCAUUGCUAACGCAACUGAGAAGUAAUGAACUAUGAAAAUGACAAAUCUUAAACUGAAAAAUUCUCACUUGGUGCAGUGUUGACUGACAAGUACACAAUCAUAGUAUCUGAAACUGGUUCUUCUAAAGGUCAACAUUUGGGGUUUGUGUCAUCUUAUACAGCUUGAACUGGUGAUCAGAGCUGCUAGGUGACAAACAUAUUCGCUAUUCUACCAGGUUUAGGAUUAGCUUUGUAAAUUGAUGAAUACCAUUGACACCGACUGAAAUAAAGACAGUAUGUAAUACUGAUUGUCUUUUGUGUGGAAACUUAGUGGGGUGCCCAGUCUGUG
This is a messenger RNA of Osmerus eperlanus (European smelt), 1828 nucleotides long. RefSeq names its product dehydrogenase/reductase (SDR family) member 3a (gene dhrs3a). Bases 444 to 1352 code for a protein of 302 amino acids. The transcript is spliced from 6 exons. Lineage: Eukaryota; Metazoa; Chordata; Actinopteri; Osmeriformes; Osmeridae. Gene Ontology annotation, biological process: regulation of retinoic acid receptor signaling pathway; retinoid metabolic process. Gene Ontology annotation, molecular function: all-trans-retinol dehydrogenase (NAD+) activity. The record is from RefSeq and is a predicted model, not a curated record. Gene Ontology annotation, cellular component: lipid droplet.